Messenger RNA from Rhagoletis zephyria (snowberry fruit fly), 588 nucleotides. RefSeq lists its product as uncharacterized. The record is from RefSeq and is a predicted model, not a curated record. NCBI's taxonomy places the organism in Eukaryota, Metazoa, Arthropoda, Insecta, Diptera, Tephritidae.
UGCCAGCACCGGCUAUGUCACCAGGCGACAUAGCGCGCUUCGAACGUGAACUCUUUCUGCAAAGCGCCAUUGAUGAUGUACCACUGAACGACGAAAUGGAACUGCCACCAUUGGAUGCCGACAGCAUGGAGCAUGCAGAUUUAAUGGAGCGUGCAAUCGAUUACAAGCAACAGCAACCGUCGCCGUCCUCUAUGUGGUUGCAACAGCCACAUAACAGCGGCAAGGGUGGCGAUAGUAAAAUGGCCAGUAGCACUUUUUUGAAAAUGCAUCAACCCAUCAACCAGCAAAAACAACACCAGAAGCAUCAUUUGAGCGGCGAUAUUGCCGCCAACGCCAAUUCGGACACACUUGUGCCUCCACCUCCGCCUUUGCCGGUCGCUGAACCACAGCGUCACUGCGCCAUCGAAAUAUCAACAAAGCUGACAGGUGUUUGCCAAGCAAUGGCACCCAUUGGCUCGGCUUGUGUGGCUGGUGAUUACAUGGACGUCUACAAUCAGGAUUGCUUGUAAAGUGCCAGGCGAGUGCAGGCCAUGAAAUGGAUAGCUGAUUUGAGUUUUUUCUUUUUCUAUUCAUUAAAUUGUGAACUUG